Messenger RNA from Pocillopora verrucosa, 2967 nucleotides. RefSeq lists its product as uncharacterized. The record is from RefSeq and is a predicted model, not a curated record. NCBI's taxonomy places the organism in Eukaryota, Metazoa, Cnidaria, Anthozoa, Scleractinia, Pocilloporidae.
AAAAAGUGGCCUUCUUUGAACGUUGUUUUUCCGUUGCCAUGGUAACCAAUUCGAAACAAGAGCCUUUUAUCCGAAUUAAUUUUGAGGCGUUAACGCUGUUCCACGGUCCUGAGUUUGGAAACAGACCGUAGUUCAUUCCAGAUUCCUAGAAGUUACUUUUGAGGCCUGGUUACUGAGUUACAAGGAGCUCUAACGAAUUUUGUCCAAGUCACUUUUGUUGAUCUAUGCGUAGCAUUUCACAGUUUAUUGAUUCAGUUUAUAAAGGGUUAAAUUAUGCCGAAGCUAGGGAAAAAGCAGUCUGUUUUAAAGCAGGGAAUUUCAAGAAAGCGUAAAGGGUUCAAAGGAGUUCAAAAACAAGCGAAAAGAGCGGCAAGCGCAACGAGCGAACGAAGGGUAAAUAUCACGUUCGUCGGUGAAGAUGACGUGGUAAGCGAAAUGAUUCCACCGCCUGCAAUCCCGGUUUCUGCGCGAAAAAUCGGCGCUUGUGCUAUUGAUACGUCUCUGUGGGAUGAAAGUAUUCCAGAUGAUCUGGAAAUUGCUGAAGGAUAUCGCCUGGUAUCAAUGGAAAGUCUAAGGAAGUUUGUAAACAGAGUACAUACACAUGGACCAUGUGCCUCAGGUAAAGUUGAAGUGUUAGAGAGCACUGUAAACAGAAUGGGAAUAAGCAAUUCACUCUUUGUCAAGUGUGACUGUGGCAUGACAGAGUUCCUUGCUACUGGUGAUCACCCCUCCAAUGAUACCACUCCAAGGACAAUUCAAGGUAAAGAUCUGAACCGACGAAUAGUGUAUGGCACAUUUGAGAUGGGAGUUGGAAAAGAGGGAAUUGCCAAGCUGUGUGAAAUGCUUAAUAUGCCAUUCAGUAUUUCGCUCUCAACUUGGUAUGAGCACGAAGAGGCACUACUCAAGGCCCACAAGGAGAUAUUAGAGGAGCAACUAGCCAAAAACAGGGCUGAGGCAAGAAUGCAGGCUAUACAAGAAGAAUGCAUCACUGAUGCUAAUGAUCAAAUGAUAAUUAGUAUCCCUGUAAGUUUUGAUGGCUCCUGGUCAAAACGAGGUUAUACUGCCAAUCACUGUGUUGGAUUUGUUAUUUCUGCUGCAACCGGCAAAGUGUUGGACCUUGAAGUUAUCUCAAAAACCUGUAGUGUGUGCUCACAAAAGAAGUCAAGUCUGACUGAAGACCAGUUUGAACAGUGGUGCCAGACUCAUCAUUGUGAAGGCUCUUAUAAAGGCUCCAGCUCAAGUAUGGAGAUGGAAUGUGCCAAAAGGAUAUGGGGAAGAAGUGAGCAGGGCUUUAUCAGGUACACAUGGAUGAUUUCUGAUGGGGACUCAAAAGCAUAUAAUUCUAUAUGGAGCAUUUAUGGUGCCUGUGACACUUGUCACCAUUAUGAAAAUCUACAAAACAAUGAUCAAGAGUACAUUACCUGGAAAGCUUCAGAAGAUUUUAAGAAGUGGGAAGAGGAUCACCUGGCUGGAACUGCAGGCUGUGACCGGGUCAUGAAAUUAGACUGCAUUGGACACGUUCAAAAGCGACUUGGAAAAGCACUGUAUGAAUUUCAAAAAUCCUCAGUGAAAUUGAGUGAUGGAAAACCAAUGCAUGGAAGAAAUGGAAGACUGACAAAGGCUGCUAUAGAAAAACUGAAAAAGAAUUAUGGCAAGGCAAUUCGUGAUAAUGUAAAAAGAGAAAUUACAACCACUGAAGAGAGGGACCAAGCUGUGCAAACUAUGAAAACUGAGAUUCUGGCUGGAUUGUUCCACUGCUUGAAGCUACCCAAUAAAGAAAGGCACCAGUUUUGUCCACCAAAUUCAUGGUGUAAAUACAAGAAAGGGCUCCCUUGCCCUAACAAGCCACACCAUCUUGACAAGGUGUUUGAGGAACAUCUUUGCAAGAUUUAUGACAGGCUCACAGAUUCUGCCCUUCUUGCAAGGUGCUUGCCUGGCUAUACCCAGAAUGCCAAUGAGUCCAUCAACUCCCUGGUAUGGAACAAAUGUCCCAAACACAAGUGGCAUGGCAGAAGGAGAGUGCAGCUGGCUGCUUUGUCAGCUGCCUUACAUUUCAGUGGUGGUGCCUCCGCGAAACAUGCUAUCAUGGAGAAGGUUGGGCUCACUGUGAGUGAUACUGCCAAAAUGGAAGCUAGGAGAAGAGAUUCAGAGAGAAUUAAACAAGCAGAGAAGAGAGUGCAAGAUCAGCACAAGAAAUAUAGAGUUGCCAGGAGACAGGCUAAACAGCAUGAUGAAGAUCUAAGGAUUCGUGGCGAGGGUGUAACUUAUGCAGCUGGAGCUUUUGGAGAAAUAGAACCUUGUAAUGGACCCAAAAAGAGGAAAACUACUCAGAAGACCAAAAAAUAACUUUAGGGAUAUUUCUUUUAAAGCAGUUCUACCAACACACUGUGUUUUUAUUGUAAAAGCUAACUUGAACCCAUGUUUCCAUAACAUUUCCUUUUAAAUCACAUUUCCUGCAAAUAUGGGUUUUUCAUGAUUAUUUGGGUGCCCCCUUAAAUUUCUCAGGAUGUAUUUGUGCUAACAGCUCCAAAUUUGCCACAAAUAUUUGAGACAUAACAUACUACAAACCUAUUGAGCAAAAUUCAGUUUGACUGAAAAGUGUUGAAGUUUUGAGGAGUUAAUCUUUUCUUGGAAUGAAUUCGUUGCCAUGGCAACAUUAAUGAUUGAAACCCGAUUUUGCUCAAUAGGUUUGUAGUGCUUUCUAAGUAGAUCCAUGAUGCUUAAAACCAGCCCAAUUGGAUGUAUUUUGAGCUUUGAAUUUGAGGGGGCAGAAGAAUAGUUUAAAAUGAUAGAGUUUUUGUUUUUGUGUAUUAUUUACUAGGAAUAAACAAACCUGGUCAACUUUACUUGUUGGCUGGUAGGUACUGGGUCAUGUACUUGCCUCCUGCCAAUUUUCAGCAGUUUACUAUUAAUGAUUAUGAUUCUGUGACUGUUCUAGUUAUGACCUUCUUUACUGUUGGAUUUCAA